Messenger RNA from Chlamydomonas reinhardtii, 6053 nucleotides. RefSeq lists its product as uncharacterized. Gene Ontology annotation, biological process: interstrand cross-link repair. The transcript has 17 exons. Gene Ontology annotation, molecular function: 5'-3' exonuclease activity; 5'-flap endonuclease activity; flap-structured DNA binding. Bases 909 to 5981 code for a protein of 1690 amino acids. Gene Ontology annotation, cellular component: nucleus. Lineage: Eukaryota; Viridiplantae; Chlorophyta; Chlorophyceae; Chlamydomonadales; Chlamydomonadaceae. The record is from RefSeq and is a predicted model, not a curated record.
UUCCCGCUUUCCAGUUUGCCCAUGCUGCGGUUGAUGCUGGUCACCGCAGCAAGAAUCCUGUCAAACCUGUUUGAAACCUGUCGUCCAUGCUCGCCGUGUCGUCCCGGCUUUGCUCGCUUGAAGCUGCCUCCACUAUGACGUUGCGCCCUACCCGCCGAACACGGCCUUUUGCACUUGCCAUCAUGGUUAUAACUGAGCACUGUUCACCGCGGGCUGGCGUGGGCGAACACGAACACCUCAUUUAUGCGCUAUGUGCUUAUUGCAGCUGCAAUCAAAUAUACAGCUAGCAGCUACAAAGCUAUCUCCAAGUCAUUAAGGUUUGAUUGGAGAGCGGGCCGUGCUCCGCUGAGCAGUGCGGAUGGUUGCACGGGUUUGUCACGCAAAGGGGCCCAAUCCCAUCCAUACCAUAGAAGUAUACGAUAAAACUGGCCCAUCUUCGCGGGCAGGGCUCUCUGGCCCUCCUGCUGGGCAAGCAGGUCGGGUCCGGGCCGAAGAAACGAAAGCAGUCUACCGAUACCAAGCCCGAUGAUGAUAAAUCUCACGAGAAAUUGGCGAAGCGGUCUCGACCACCUGAAGGUCACCAUAAUGCAGAUGCCGGGUACCGGGGGAGCUCUGAUAGCGCAGCUGCGCGGAGCGCCGCGCCCCCCACGGCUCGCCGGCCAUCGGUUGCGGUAGCGGCCAGGCCGCCCCGGGCGCCGGGCAGCAGAGCCCCAGGCCGCUCUGCCGCUGGCGCUGGCGCCACUGGCUCCACGUCGGGCGCUCCUCGGGCGCCAGCGGCAGCGGCUGUGCCUGCCCAGAUACCGCCCCUGGCGCCAGUGCCGCCGCCCCCUGGCCAAGGCUGGCGACACCUGGAGGCCGCGGUCGUGGCACUGGAUGUGAAGCGGGUCAAGCAAGGAGCAGCCGGCGUGAUGGAGGCCGCGGCGGCGGCAGUGGUGGCGGCGGCUGUAGGCACGGCAGUGGCUGUGGAGGCGGCGCCUGUGGAGGCAUGCUGUGGGCCAGCAGGUACGGUGGCAACGGCGCCGAGGGCGGCGGCCCCUGCCAAUGCUGGCGGCGCGGUUUUGGAAGCUGCUACUGAGCUGGCUACUGGUGAUGCUCGUACUCCUGCUGGAAUUGCGCCGCGGCCCAGCUACUGCUUUCGCUACUGCUUCCGGUGCGAGCCGACCAACCCCUACGACGUCAAUGCAGUGCAGGUGUGGUGGAUGCGUGGGGAGCGACAUGAGGCUGACGCACAGGCGGCAGCGGCGGCGGAGCCGGCGCCGGGGGGUGAUGCGCUGCCGGGGGUGCAGACAAGGGACGCGUUGGCGGAGGCCCCCGUGAGUGCGGAGGUGCUGGUGGGCUACCUGCCUCGUGAGGUGGCUCAGCACUUGGCGCCACUGCUGCGGGCCGGGGCCGUGGAGGUGGCGGCAGGGGCGGCGGGGCUGCAGGUCGACUGGGCGGGGCUGGGCCGAGCUCGCAGCGGCGGCCGAGCGGCGCCGCUGCACGCGUACCUGCGGCCUCGGCAGCGGUGGCGGCGUGAGGGAGUCGGCGGCAAUGGCCGCGUCGGCUGCGAUAGGUCGGGCGUUGGCUGUAGCAAUGGAAAGGUUGACUGUGGCAGCAGUGGCGGGUGUCAGGAUGAGCCACAAGUAGCGGUGCCGGGAGCAGCAGCAGUGCACCAAUCAGCUGCGUCGUACGGAGCAGUCCAGGACGAGGGCGAGGAGGACGAGGAGGGCGAGGGCGGGGACAGCGACGGCGAAGUGGGUCGGGCGCUAGAUGCGGCGCUGGCGGGCGCUGCGGCGUGGCGCUGCCAGCUGCGGCGCGGCGGGCCCGGCGGCAGCAACAGCAGCGGCAGCGAGGGCGGCGCCGGUGCCGGUGCUGCCGCAGCCGCCGGCGAUGGCGGGCCCGUCGAGGGCGGGUCUGGGCCGGAGGCGGGGCCGGGCUGGGGCUCGGGCGCAGAGGCGGCGCCGGGCGAGGUGCUGCGACGCAACUUCGCAAUGAUGGCGGCCGACGUGCAGCGCUACGACGGCCAUUUGCUGUGCGGCGAGGAGCAGGAGCUCCUGGGGCGGCUGCUGGCCCUGCCGCCGCCGCCGCAGUGUCUCUUCCUACGGCUGUUGCUGCGCCGCGGGCCCUGGUUCGCGGUGCGCGACAUACAAUACCCCGAGUGCGGCGGCGGUGGGGGCGGUGGCGGGACAGAGGCAGAGGCAGCGGAGGCAGGGGCAGGGGCAGGGGCAGGGGCGUCAGCUGGAGGCGGGGCAGGAGCAGCAGCAGCUGAAAAGCCGUGGACUGUGGACGCGGCGGCGGAGGCGUUGGUGGCGGCAGGGCUGGCAGAGCGGCCGCAGCCACACGACUGGCCGCAGCUGGCGCAGCAGCUGCUGGUGGUGGCGGACGUGCGUGCGCUGAUGCUGACCUGUGCGGCGGCAGGUGGCGGUGACAGCAGCAGGCGAAGCAGUGGUGGCGGCGCCGUUGCUGCGGUGUCAACCCCAGUGCCGCCGCACACACUGCCUCAACGGGGCUCCAUCCUGGCUUUCGCCACGCGGCGGCGGACGGCAGGUGGUGGUGGCGCUGGCGUUAAUGGCACCAACGGUGGCGGUAAUUGGGGUGCUGCAGUCAAAGCAGAGGAAGGCGACGUGUUGCUGUCACCGCCUUCCGCUCCUGGCACCGCCAGCGGAAGUAGGAACCCCUACCUCCCAACUCACAAGCCGCAGCCGCAGCAGGGCCAGCAGCCAAACCAGCAGUCGUUUGCGGGUGGUGCAAUGCCCUAUGCAGGUCCCAGAGCUGAGGGGUACAGGGGCUCAGCGGGCAGCAGGCGCAGCAUGGGUGGCAGAGGGGGCGCCAGCAGUCAACGAGUUGGCAGCGACGGCGAAGGAGCAAGUGGAGGCGGUGGUGAGGGUGGCAGCGGGGUCCGCAGCAGCAGCGGCGCAGCAAGGCACUGGAGUGCGCCGAGCCGCGGCGGCACAUCCACUGGGGGCGGCGUCGCAGCUGCUACUGCUGGAGGCGGCGGCGGAGGAGGAGGAGGCAGUAGCAAGGCGGCGGUCAUUGCGACACUGCGGCAGCGCUACGCGAAUGACGACGACAUGAGCCGGCGGGUGUCUUCCCUGACCGGCCCCUGCCUGCGCCUGGCCCCCGCCGCGCUGCUGCUGGUGUCGCGGCUGCAGCGGCUGUACUUUCUGGCGGAGGGGCCCGCGGCGGACCUGGGCAGGUUCCUGGCCGCCGACCGCGGAGUGAUCCGCUACCCGGCCUACACGGUGCGCCGCAGCGGCUCGGCCUUUGGCAGCAGGCAGCAGCUGCUGGACUACGAGGCAGCGCUGAGGGCGGCGGCAGAGCUGGACGCGGCGCUGGAGGCGGGGGAUGAGGCGGCGGCGGAGAGGGCGCUGGAGCUCGCACUGGCGGCGGUGCGGGCGGGUGCACACCGGCAGGUGCAUUGGUGUGGAGACGCCACCAUACCCGUACGCGCCGUGCCUGGCCCCUGGCCCUGGCUGGCUGCCCACGAGCACGGCGGGGCGGAGGCCGCCGCCGCCGCCGCUGAUGUCGGCCUUUGCGCGGGAGCCGCUGGCGCCGCCAGUGCCACUGCUGCUGCUGUCGCCGCAGUGGCGGCGGCGGGAGCGGCCAGCAGGGGCUCAGCUGGCGGCGCCGCCGGCACAGCGCCGCGGCAUGCGGAGUCGCCGCAGCGCCACCGGCGCGCCAGCUGUGCAGGCGGGGUCGGCGGUGCUGGCGUCGGUGCUGGCGGCGGCUCGCGGGCUGAGGCGAUGGACCUCACCUUCAGCAGUAGCGACAGCAGCGAAGAAGGCAAGGAUGACACCGAUGAUGAGGCUGGCAGAGACGGCGAUAGCGAUGACCUUAUGCUUGGGGAAGCAGGGUCGGGGGCAGAGGCGCAGUGCACGGCAACCGGUGGGCUCCCAGCAGCAGUUGGCUUCAAGCAGGAGGUCGAGGGGGCCGAGGCGGAGGAUGCCAGGCUAGGGAGCGACUUCGGAUUCGUCACUGACGCAGGCGGCGCCGCGGGUGCGACCGCGGGCGCAGCGGGCAGCCCAGGGCCGCAGCAGGAGCAGGAGGAGGUGGAUGCGGAGGAGGGCUGGGGCCUGGACCCGCCUGCAGAUGUGCAUGCGGACGACGGCCUGUGGGGCACGGAGCCGGAGCUGGAGGCACAUCCGGAGCAAGGACUGGAGGCAGAGCCGGAGCCGGACCUGGAGCAGAGUCCAGGGUUGGGAACAGGAGGUCGCAGCGACGGCAACGGCCCAGGCGCCGAUGGGGAGACGGAGGCGGGUGAUAUCGACAUUGCCUACGGCGACGAGGAGGAGCACAUGGCUGGCUUGGGCCACAGCGGGGACUGCGCGGGCGAUGUGGCUGGGCUGGGCGGUGACAGUGGCGGGGAAGCGGCUGCACGCGGCGGCAGUGCACCCGCCGCGGCCGCCGCCUUGCCAGCUGCCGAUGCUGCCACUGACACGCCAGCGGCCGUGCAGCCCGCCGCUGAUCCUCCUCAGUCCGCCACCGGUGUCACCGCCAACGCCGCGGCCACCGCGGACGCGCCGCCCGCGCCGCCUCAGCAGUUCCUGGCGCGCUUCUGUGCGGCGUGGGUUUACGCCAGCAUGGGCACCGUAGCCGUAUCGCUGCUGGAGCGACAGCGGCGCUACGGCCCCGCCGCCUGCCUGCUGCGGGCGCUGCUGCAGGGCCGCUGCUGCCCGGGCCGGCGCGGCGAGUGGUGGCUGCGGCUGUCCUUGGACCUGCAGCACCUGGGCCGAGAGGAGGAGAGCCUGCAGGUGGCAGAGGCCUCCCUGUCCGACCCCUGGGUCCGCCACGGCGACCGCCUGGCCCUGCAGCGCCGCGUGCUGCGCCUGGGCCGCCCGCCGCGGCGCUGGAAGAAGCCGGCCUGGGCGGCGGCGGCGCUGGCGGAGCCGCGGGAGGUGGUGGUCAGCGCGCAGCUGAUCAAGGGAGCCACGGGAUACAAGAGCCGCUUCAUUGCGCCCGCGGCUGAACCCGGCACUGCCGCCGCCGCCACCACCGCCCCCAGGGCGGCCUGCGGCCCGGCCGACCCGGCACAGCCGCAGGCCCCAGUGCAGUGGAAGCCGCCACACCGCUCCUCCAGCCCCAGCCCCCAGCGAGGCCUGGAGCCGCCUGUUGCGGGCGGAGCUGCCGUUGCAGCCGAUCCUCAGCAGCCGGUGGCCACGGUGGGCGUGGAGGACCUGGCGCUGCACCACUACGCCAGCGCGCCGGGCGGCGGCUGGCGCGGCGUGCACAGUGAGGGCGGCGUGUGGGGCUGCCUGUGGGCGCUGCUGAUGUGGGACGUGCUGUUCACGGACGUGCCCGAGGUGUUCAGGCAUCCCUUCCAGACCGCACCCCUGGACCUCGACUCAGACGCCUUCUACCCCGCGCGCCGGGCCGCAGUGGACGCCCGCUUGCAGGCCAUCGCUGGCGGCGCCGCACCCGAGCUGCUGCGGGCUGCCUGGCGGUCCCACUGCGGCGUGUGGUGCCGCGGCGUCAACUGGGGCCGGCUUCCCCUGGAGGACCUGGUGGACAUCGCAAGGUGUGUGGGCGGCCUGGGUCUGUCGGUGGUGUGCCGGCUGCUGAGUGAGGACUCGGGCGGCUGGCGCGGCGGCAUGCCCGACCUGCUGCUGUGGCGCCCGGAGCGCGGGGACGCACUGGUGUCGGAGGUCAAGGGCCCUCGCGAUCGGCUCAGCGACCAGCAGCGUGCUUGGAUGGCAGCACUGGCGGCGGCGGAGGUGCGCGUGGAGGUGCUGCGGGUAGUGGAGGCGCCGCCGGUAGGAGCAGCUAGAGCUGCAGGCGGGAGGCGACAUUUGCCUGGGCGCGGCCGCAGCGCUGUGGCCGUGCCGGUGGCCGGAACGAGUGGGGCGGGCACAAGUGGAGGGAACGGCGCUGCAGCCACAGCGGCGGUGGGCCGCCGCGGCGGCAUGCGCAGCAGGGGAGGUAGGAGUGGUGUGGCAGCAGCUGCUGCUGGAGCGGGUGAGGCGGUUGACAUGGUUGACUUGUUAGCUAGCAGUGAUGGUGACUAAUGGGAUGGGAGCUAGUGUGAACCGUGGACCGUCCAGCGCAAUGCCUGAUCCAUGCUGUAAAACGCAUGCAUC